Molecule: messenger RNA, 1612 nt
Organism: Vanessa tameamea
Lineage: Eukaryota; Metazoa; Arthropoda; Insecta; Lepidoptera; Nymphalidae
Product: cytochrome b5-related protein-like
Exons: 5
Coding region: 94-1470 (458 amino acids)
Biological process (GO): lipid metabolic process
Molecular function (GO): heme binding
Source: RefSeq, a predicted model, not a curated record
UAGCUCAUUUUAUCGGAAGUAACCGUAUCAAGUAGUAGUGUGAGAUAUACAAGUAGUACUAGUAGAACAAAUUAAUUAAAAUAAAUCGGUGAAAUGGCUCCAAAAGAAACCGACUGGGUAGAAGGAGCUCACGAGCGUGCAUCCCAGAAGAAAACUCACGUUAGUUUUCCUCAACUAAAGUAUCCUUCCUUGAGAGAUGAAGGUCUAAGAGAUCCUUUGCAAUGGCUCACCGGAAAAGCAUUGGAUGAUGGUGCAGAAGAUCUAUGGCGAAUACAUGACAAGCUUUAUGAUUUUACAAGUUUUAUGAAGAAACAUCCUGGUGGGGCAGAAUGGUUAGAAUUGACUAAGGGUACUGAUAUAACAGAAGCUUUUGAGUCUCAUCAUAUAAACCCGACAACCGAGAAGAUGCUAAAUAAAUUUUAUAUAAGGGACGCAAAAACACCACGAAAUUCACCCUUCACUUUCCACGAAGACGGUUUUUAUAAAAGUCUGAAAAGAGCAGUUCAUGAAGAGCUAAAGAAAAUACCAAAGGAAGCAUCCGCUACGGCGGACAGAAUAACUGAUGGACUGUUUGCAACACUUCUAUGUAGCUCCUCUUUAGCUUGUUGGUGCGAAAAUUAUUUUAUAGCGACGUUUUGGUACAUUAUUGCAUCUGUGAGCCUCGCAAUGUUAACAGUGACUUGUCAUAAUUUUAUUCAUCGUAGAACAAACUGGCGAAUGUAUCUUUUUAAUAUGAGUAUGUGGUCUUACAGAGAUUUCCGAGUAUCUCAUGUGAUUUCGCAUCAUUUGUAUACAAAUACAUUAAUGGACUUAGAAAUAAGCUCCCUUGAACCAUUCCUUUUUUAUAAUCCGAGGGAAGAUAAACCAUUACAUGCUAGAUUUGGAUUUAUUACGGAAUACUUUUUUUUCCCUUUCUUAUUUCUGUUGACCUUCACUAAAAGAUUUCUAAGCAUAUUCCUACGGAAAGGGUUUUUCAAGGCGCAUUACCGCUGGCACGAUGCCAUUGGCUUUUUGUUACCGUUAUGCAUGUGGUUCACAAGUGGCAGCGCUUUCCUCCAUGUACUUUACACGUGGCUUUGGAUCAAUUGCACUGGAAGUCUUAUUUUUUUCCUCAUCGCUGUUAACGCUGCUCAUCACCAUCCAGAUGCUCUAAAGGAUGGCGACCAACCUAAAAGCGAAACUCCAGACUGGGGUGAACAUCAAGUGGAAGCACUUCUUGAUCGAAAGGAUAUUAAUGGAAACACAUUUGCUGUUAUGACGCUCUUCGGGGACCACGCAUUACAUCACAUGUUUCCGACAAUAGAUCACUCGAUUCUUAAAUAUUUACACCCGAUUUUUAUAGAAUUCUCUGAAAAAUAUCAAACAAACUACAGGGCGUCGACACAAUUUCAAUUAGUCAUCGGGCAGAUUAAAGAAACAAUGCGAACCGAGUUCAAAACUGUUGAUAAGAGACCAUUGUAUCCAAAAUAAUUAUGUCAUUUAAAGAACUACGACUUUUCAUCUGAUCCUCUUAUGCUUCAUUUAUCCAACCAAACACAGUUUUAUGUAACGUAUAAGUUAAUCUAAAUGAAGGUUUAUCGGUUAAGACAAUAAACGUAAAUCCUAAUGGAUG